Molecule: messenger RNA, 2203 nt
Organism: Cyprinus carpio (common carp)
Lineage: Eukaryota; Metazoa; Chordata; Actinopteri; Cypriniformes; Cyprinidae
Gene: triobpb
Product: TRIO and F-actin binding protein b
Exons: 12
Coding region: 196-1794 (532 amino acids)
Biological process (GO): positive regulation of substrate adhesion-dependent cell spreading; actin filament organization
Cellular component (GO): actin cytoskeleton
Molecular function (GO): actin filament binding
Source: RefSeq, a predicted model, not a curated record
CUAAUCUGGCUCCGCCCCUGCAACAGCGCCAGCAGCGCGAGUUCCGCCAAACUUACGUUCCGAUCUAUCGAUUCAGCGAUUAAAAGUGUGAUUAAACAUGACGAUCUUCAGCUUUAGGGAGACUUAAAGCUCAUCAGAUGCGGUUUGUUUAAUCAGUGCUUGUUUUGUGUUUGUGCUGCGGCUGGAUUGAACAUCAUGACGCCUGACCUGCUGAACUUCAAGAAGGGAUGGAUGUCUAAACUGGACGAGAGCGGAGAGUGGAGGAAACACUGGUUUGUGCUGACGGAUGCUGGACUGAAGUACUACAGAGACUCUGCAGCAGAGGAGAGGGACGAGGUGGAUGGCGAGAUCGACCUGAAGGCGUGCGUGAAGGUCUCAGAGUUUGACGUGGAGAAGAACUACGGCUUUCAGAUUCAGACCAGAAACGCCGUCUUCACGCUCUCCGCCAUGACAGCCGGCAUACGCAGGAACUGGAUCGAGGUGUUGAGGAAGAACGUCCAGCCCAGCAGCUCUCCAGACCUCACACAGCUGCCCAACUGCAGCAGCGAUAAAGAAAACGCCCGUCAUUCAUCAGCCCCCCGCCUCCGCAGCCAAUCAGAGGCCACCUCCACCACCGCAAACCCCGCCCACCGCAAAUUUGACUAUGUUGAGCUGUCGCCCGUAACCACGCCUUCUACCCCGGCCUCCACCAAUCAGAGAGAGUCGGGGGAGGGGCAGGUGAGAGAGCACAGCCAAUGGCAGGAGGAGCGGCCGCGUGCCGACGCCCACAACCAAUGGGAGGCGGUGCUUUCGCGGAAGGGGGCGGGCCAGCAGUCGGAACAGAGACGAAUAGAGGAGGAGAUUGAGAGGAAGUGGGCGGAGUUUGAGCGGCUGCCGCUCAAAGAGACGAGGUCACUCCCACUGGUGGGCUCACGGUCGUCAGCCAAUCAGGCGCUGGAGAGGGAGGUGGCGUCUCUGAGGCAGCAGCUGGCGGAGCUGGGGGCGGGGCCGGGGCGGGGGGGGGAGGGGCGCUGUGGGGCGGAGUCUGGCUGCGGGGCGGUGCUGCAGCAGAUGGAGCGCACACACCGGGAGGCGCUGGAGGAGCUGGAGAAGCAGCACUCGCAGCAGAUCAGCGCACUGGAGCGGGAACGAGACGCGCUGCUGAAGGAGGAGAGCGACGCCACCGCGCGCGUGAUGGAGGCGCUACAGAAAGCACACAGAGAGGAGCUGGAGAAAACCUCACAACUCAGAGAGACUCAUGGGAUGGAUUCACACACGCUGGGGAAACAGCAGCAGGCGGAGCUGGCGUCCCUGCGCAGGGAGCUGGCGUCUCUGUCCGAGCGAUACUCUCAGAAGUGUGUGGAGCUGAAGCGAGCGCAGCAGCACAGUCUGGAUGCGGAGCGACUCGUGAGCCAGAAGGACACACAGAUGGAGCAGCUGAAGAGAGACAACCAGGACCUGCAGGCGCGUCUGUCGGAGGAGGUCAAGGUCAUUCGCUCUCUGGUCACAGGUCAAGGGUCAGACGGAGUGACUGAGGGCACUGAGAGGUCAUGGUGUGAGACACAGGUGCUGCUGCGUGUGAGAGAGAACGAACUGCAGUACUUACACAAGCAGCUCAGCAGCCUCCGCAACCAGCUGCACUUCCUCACUACGGAGAAGAGCAGCGUGUGCGAGCGCUACCGUGAGGUGUGUGAGGAGCUGAGCGUGAUGAAGAGCCGCAGCGAGCGCGAGGCCGAGACGCUGAGAGAACACCUGAGACUGGCUCUGAGCGCGCUGCACGAGGGACAGCAGACCGACAACACACACGCCUCCUGAGGGGCGGGGCCUCACACGUGCCUUCCUUUCAGCCCAAUCAGCUGCAGCCGCUGCCACCGGCCAAUCAGCUGCGGCACACUGGAACAAACGCUUCUGCACUUUCUCAUGUCUCUGUGUGUCCGACUCCUGGGAACAGAACUGGAACGUCUCUCUCUCACACACACACACACACACACACACGUAUGAACAAUCAGAGUGUCACUGAUGCCAAACUAAUGUCUGAUCAUAUGUGCCUCCUGCUCCUGUGUGUGUGUUCUACUGCCUUUGUGCCACAAAAACAAAGAGCUUUGCUUUAAUGAGCCAGUGUUUUUAAAAGAUGUUUGCAUCAUUUCUUGUCGUCCUAUUUAAUUAGAGUGUAACGCGUAUGUAAACAUAUCAUACUAGGACUAAUAAAACAUGGGUUCUCUGA